AUGGCACAGGAUUACACGGACCCGGAGCUGCAGUUAGCUCUAGAACUGAGCAAGAAAACAUUUGAAGAAGAGGAGCGGCGGCGGAAUGAAGGACAAGAUUUGAUUCGUUUCGAAUCUCCUGAAUCACCCUUGAGAAGGGAGCAGAUAAAACAAAUCAAUCGGCUUUAUAGCCAGCCGAGUUUUGAAUCAUAUCUUACGCCGACCCAUGAUUUUACGCAAACUUUCAACACUAAUCCCACUACGCGAGGCUAUACUGCUCCCCAAUCUCAAUAUCCUAGGACUGUUAAUCCUGCACCACUUUUCGCUUCCGCAUCAUCGCAUUCCUUCGAUGAUCGCUCGUAUCUGAAUAGCACUGCUCCUUCUUCUUUACCUCCGCUGGCGCCACCGUUGCCUCCAAAAGCACAAUAUAGUCAUGUGUUCCCUCCAGCUCCUGACUUGAACAUGCGCUACGAAACUCCUCCUCCUCUGCCGCCCAGACUACAUUCUACAAAUACUUCACGAUCACUCAACAACAUUCCAUCCAUUUAUCCUGCUCUUCCUGUAUCUACUUCGCAACGCUCAUCUAGUGUAGUUAAGGAUGAAUUCGAGCUGUUCCCAACACCGAGCGCUUCGGACGUUGUGCCCUACGUCAAUGCCGACUUGUACGUGCCAUAUACAAUGUGCUCGAACCGUCUUCUAAACGGCGACUUGAUCGACCUGGGAUCGUCCGAUGAACAAGAGCAAUGUCCGCUUGCCACAUUGGAGCAGAUUCGCCGUGAUUUCGACCCUCUUUAUCGCUCACCUGAAAAGAACGUCCAGAUAGCUUCUACCAUUCCGUCCUCACGUACUGUCGAUAGUGGCCCAGAGCAAGUUGGGAUAGGAACUGCUGCAAAACCACAGUCAAGGCAAUCACCUUAUCAGCAAGAUGAGAACAAGGAAAAUUAUGAAAACGAAUGGUUUUCCUUGGACUGCAUCCGCCUUGAAAACCAUGUGCCUUCUGUUAUGCGACAGAUAGCCAUUGUCAAAGAACGGGGCAUGAAAAACUGUACGUCAACAUCACUUUAUUUCAUGUCUCCGAUCGCAGAUUAUAUAACAACAUCGGCGCUGAGUGUUAAAGUGGUUGUUAGCAAGGAUUACACCUGGCAUCAGAACGGGCAAAUGGAAUAUCAGCUUGUGUGCAAUACAGAAACUUCUAUAGAUUUGUUGAUCACUCAAUUGCUCACUGGUUUGCUGGACGAGUCUGACAUGGCAGACGGUGUCCCUGUCGAAAAAUACGGUCUCAAGAUUUUUGGAUUGGACGAGUUUCUUCCUAAGACGUCUGCUCUAGGAAAUAACUUAUACGUUGGAAAUUGUAUUCUCCAUGGCAAAGAUGUAAAAUUGGAGAUUGGACGAUUUGAACCAACGUUUAUUCGUUCUUCGAGCCCGGCUCCAGCAUGGGAGAAAACGAAAACGCAGUUCAAAUUUUCGUCGGUGUUAGACAAAGAGGAUAUAGAAAACAUGAUUGUACACCUGAAAUCUGAAAUGGCGGAAUAUGAACAAGCGUUUCGAUCCACGUCAACGCUGAGCGUCUCAGCAUCUUCCAACAAGGUUCGGCAGUGUGUGAAAAUGUUGUGUAAGUUGAUCAAUUCUAUCGAACCGAUGAGCCUCCACCAGCAUUUGCAGAAGUACCUAACAGCUGCUACGAAUGACCAACUGAAUUAUGCUCGAAACGAUUUCAUUGCCUCAUUACACAGUUUCAUAUCAGUUUACUGUCAGUGCACAUUGAGCUAUUACAAGUUAGCUCCCCUCAGACAAUUCAACAAACAGAAAAAGGAGAUUCUCCAUUGCAAGGAAAAGCUUGCAGUAAAAGUGGACUCGGUUCACAACUUGGUGGAAAUGUGGACGAGAGAUUAUUCGGCUUUUUUCGUUACGGUGAAUGUGUACUAUGGAACCCAAGUUUUGGCUGGCCACAGUAAAUGCAUAUCUAAGACAGUAAAACACGAUGCCUUCUUCCCUUACAUUCCCAUAAACGUCUACGCGUGUUUCGAAGAUAUGUUAUGUACUUGCCCGAGGGAAACGAAGAUCAUGUUCAUUUUAUCGGGGAUUGCCGUUGAACCAAACGCAAGCUCUGGUGAUGGGCCAGAGAGCACACAGCGUCCGUUGGCGUUCGCUUCGUUGCCGUUGUUCGAUCACGAAAUGAUUUUACGGCAGGGCCAGGUGUUUAUUCCUCUAACAGUGCUGAAGGACCCUGUGUUGAAACCAUGGGGACCAUAUCCACUGAUUGCCAAUGAGAAGGAUCCGGUACUAAUUGUCACCCUCCCAACGUACGACUACAUUGUAGUGUUUCCUGACGUUGCAGUUGAGUUUCAAAGUGUGAAGCAGGAUCCAUCAACAUUGGACAGCGAGACGCAGGAAUAUCUCAUGGAUCUUGUCGAGGCUGGGGAUACCCAAAAAUUGACAUCAGAUGAACAGGAGAUGCUAUGGCAGAAGCGUUCAUACUUGAUGCAUUUACCGGAAGCGCUACCCCUAGUGUUGGCAUCUGUUCCCGACUGGGGUUUUUAUUUUCUGGCGAAUGUAUAUCAGAUUAUUGAAGGUUGGGUACCACUGUCACCAGUUCAAGCUAUGCAACUUUUGCUUCCACAAUAUCCUGAUGUACGAAUAAGACAAAAGGCCAUCGAGUGGAUCAUGUGUGCUUCGUCGGACUUUCUAUUCAAUGCUUUGCCACAACUGGUAGAAGCUCUUCGAUUCGAGAUCUUUGAGUCAUCUUCACUUGCGGUUGCUCUGCUGACACUUUCCUACAAGGACCGUCGAUUUGCGUUUGAGAUAUAUUGGCAGUUGCAACAAAGGAUAGAUCACUGUGUCGAUUUCGCCUACGCGCAGCGCUGUUCUUUGCUUCAAAAGGAGCUGCUAGAGCGCCACGAAGCAGACCAUCUAAGGGAUGAGAUUGCUCGACAACAUAAGCUACUGAACGAGCUCGACUGCAUUCAAAUGGACUUGCGAAGAGAGGAGUCGGACCAAACUCGACUUGCACUUCUACGCUCCCGUCUUGGAACUCUGGAUGGUGCACUACUCCACCACAAUGUUCGUCUCCCUUGCUUGCCAUCGUUCAAAUGCAGUGGAGUUGUGGUCAAGGACUGCAACAUCUUUAAUUCCAACGCAAAGCCACUUAAAAUUGUAUUUCGUGGCCUCAACUCUACGUACUCGAUUAUUCACAAAAGUGGGGAUGACAUGCGGCAGGACGCUUUAGUACUGCAAAUGGUUUCGUUUAUGAACGGAAUUUGGCUCAGCGAACACUUGGAUCUGCGGAUGAUAACAUUCAGAUGUAUGCCUGUUGGAUAUAGGAAAGGAAUGGCUGAAUUGGUGUUGGAUUGCGCCACCCUGUGUGAAAUUCAGAAAGAGUUCGGAGUGACGGGUGUUUUUAAGGAAGAUAUUCUCAUGAACUGGCUAAUGAAACACAACACCACUGAGUUUAUGUACAAGCAGGCUCUGGACAAUUUUACUCGAUCAUGUGCUGGAUGGUGUGUUGCAACAUAUGUGCUGGGAAUAGGCGAUCGUCAUAACGACAAUAUACUAGUAACUACGGCUGGCCAUGUGUUCCAUAUAGACUUCGGAAAGUAUAUGGGUGAUUGGCAGACGGCUGGUGGCUUCAGGAGAGAUCGUGUUCCAUUCGUCUUUACGGACGAGAUGUACCAUGUUAUCAAUGGAGGGAACCAGCAGAAAGAAAGUUAUCAAACAUUCAUCGACUACUGUUGCCAAGCGUUCAACUACUUGCGACGGAACUAUACGAUCCUUGCCAAUCCACUGAAAAUGAUGGCUUGCUCAGACAUAGCUGGUAUGAAUGUGGAAUCUCUUAACUUUGUGGAGAAGAACCUUAUGUUGGAAUUGAGCACAACGGAUGCUGUGAUUCAAUUUACCCAACUGAUAAAUCACUCUUUGAAGUCGGCUUUUCCUCGGAUUAACUUCUUCUUCCACACGUUAGUCCAAGUGAUGUCUUCAUCUGGGAACUCUGCAAAGAAUAACGACAGCAUCAGUUUUGUGCCACAGCUGUAUACACAAGCAACCGAUGGGAAAAUCUCACGAGUGCGAGUGAUCACUUUUGAAAAACGUUUCAUGCCCAAUAAAGUUUAUCUCUACAAAGUUGAAGUGAUUCGAGAGUCUGAAAUAGUGUCGUCAUAUGUCUACCGAUCCUUCAACGAAUUCAAUGAAUUGUACAUAAAACUUCGUAGAAGGUUUCCAACUGUGGCGUUCCCACCUUUGAGUUCAGGGACAAGGAUGCGGUCCAAUGUCCGAGAAGUGGCACAAAGACGGAUGGUUGAUAUCGAAUCGUUUUUACGUUAUUUAUUCAGUUUAAGUCCCGAAAUUUGCCACUGCGAUUUGGUGUACACCUUCUUCCACCUGAUUCUUCGAGACAGUAACAUUCAUUCAUACAUAGGUACUGAAGAAUCAGCCAACGAGUCGCAUCGUAGCCAAUGCGAAGUGUAUCUGAAGAUUCAGUAUAACGGCAAUAAACAACACUCUCAACUUAGCAUAUUCGUUGGCCACGUAAAGCACUUAGCAUUACUGACAACUGGCCAGGCCCCAGAUGCAUAUGUAAAAUCCUAUAUCCGUCCCGAUCCCCAGAAUCUCACGAAGAAAAAAACGCAGGUCGUCAAAGCUAGUCAGAACCCUACUUUCAAUACAGAGAUGAACUACGAUAUAGUCGGUGGAGAGAAUGUGUUGUCGACUCGAGUUUUAGAAGUGUCGGUGUGGAACUCUGGAGGAUUAAUGGAUAACAACAAGCUGUAUUUACUGUAUAUUCCACUUCAAAAGUUGAGGAACCGACCCGAAGAUAGGAAGGGAAAUCGCGUUCUAGAAGGGUGGUUUGCAUUUGACAAGAAUGUUUGA
Messenger RNA from Ostertagia ostertagi, 4842 nucleotides. The record is from the annotation of a GenBank genome assembly. NCBI's taxonomy places the organism in Eukaryota, Metazoa, Nematoda, Chromadorea, Rhabditida, Trichostrongylidae.